GAGCGCUGAAUCUUUGUCCUGACUCUCCACGUUCCUGGACCUUAGGUAUCUCUCCGUCGCGUCUCCAAUACCAGCCUCCUUUGUAUGGCUACAAAAGCUUUUUCUGUCGAGGACGCGAUUCAAGCCCUCGAAAAGGAUGGAUUUUAUUCUAUACCAGAUCGCGAGGUCGGGCUCUGCCUCGCAGAGAUGGACCAAGGCACGUCUCAAUUCUCGCCUUCCACUGUUGCAGGUUUGGAAUUCUACCGCCUCCACGUCCUGCAAGACACACGCAUCGUGUCCACUCUCAACUCCUCGUUCGAAUGGUGUGCCAUGGGAGAUUACCGAAGAAUACGAGAAGACCAAGGCCAUAUCUUCCAACUGAGGAGGGGCGGCGCGAACGCUGACAUUCUUGUCGUACAGCUAUGGAGCGCAAAGUCUCAAGCAACGUACUACAGGGGUUCGCACAGAGUCUCGCGGGAGGUGUUGAGCAGUGUUCGUGCGGCAAAUCGCAUGUGGGAGGUCCCGCGUGCCAGGUUGGAACUAGCGGGCUGUGAGGCUCGAGAUAUUACGUUCGAAGAUGGUGGACUAGUGAUAAUGGAUGCAAGAGUUGCCUUCGAAACGAGACACGGAUCACCAGUAACGUUCUCAUUUGCCACAUCAGCCCAGUUGAAGAACUGGCCGAAGCUGAUCCCUCCGAAAACACAACAAGCAACACAGCUGGUGGCAGCACUUCAGAGCGAAAGAGUCGGAGCAUACUAUGCAGAUGGGACUGAGGGUUAGGAUGGUAGAGGAGGAGCAUCAGUUUGUCAGCGCCUAUCUUGGCUAGAGAAUACUCGAAAUCACGUCUUAGUAGCUCAGCAGCCUCAUGUAUACCCGCAUGUCAAUGGCCAAGCCAGGCCUUUCCUCAUUACCUUCCGCUGCAAAUAUUUGUUUGCCUAAGAUUUAUGCUCUCAAGGUAUUGAUCCGUUCCCGCCCUGUCAAACCCAAACGCGAGCCGCACCAUCUCGCGGACAUGACCUGCAUCUUGUUCUGGGAAGCUUCGAAGAUUGGUGAAGCAAGCAUAAACCCUUGACGCUGGGCUCUCCAAUACCUCGGCGAAUGUUCCUCCUAGAUACCGACCUUCCUCCCUCAGUACAAAUUCAGCCUCCCGGAACUUUUCAGAAUACAGCUUUCGGGCGAAAUCUUGCCGCGACAUGUUUCUGUGUGCGAUGUGUUGAGGGUCGUCCAGGGCACUCUUUAUCAUUUCGUCCGGCCAAAGAAGUGGAAAAGGCAUCGGGUAAUGAUUGACCUGCCACGGCGCAGCUUGAGCGAACUCCCAGUCGAUAAGGCCCAGGAAGUUGAAUUUGUCGUCAACUAUGAUGUUCUGCGUGCCGAGAUCCAUGUGAUUGAGGGGAUAGCAUGCCUGUGAUUCCUUGAAGAGCCCAGUAUUCCGUACGAUGUCGAUAAAAACCAGCGCCCCGAGUCUGCUAAAGUGUGAGAGGUCUUGAUCGUGGAGACCUGCCUUACGGAGGGCAGCUUCUCCGGUGGCGGUGAAGUAUUCGGCUGCCGUGGAGAAUGGCCCUUGAGGAACGAGGCCCUCAGAUGCUGAUAUGGACAACUUCCCAAUGACAGGAUC
This is a messenger RNA of Verticillium alfalfae VaMs.102, 1594 nucleotides long. RefSeq lists its product as hypothetical. Bases 85 to 759 code for a protein of 224 amino acids. The transcript has 3 exons. Lineage: Eukaryota; Fungi; Ascomycota; Sordariomycetes; Glomerellales; Plectosphaerellaceae. The record is from RefSeq and is a predicted model, not a curated record.